Messenger RNA from Ramularia collo-cygni, 1197 nucleotides. Its product is annotated as related to tRNA (adenine-N(1)-)-methyltransferase. The record is from RefSeq and is a predicted model, not a curated record. Gene Ontology annotation, cellular component: tRNA (m1A) methyltransferase complex. The coding region runs from base 1 to 1197 and encodes 398 amino acids. The transcript has a single exon. NCBI's taxonomy places the organism in Eukaryota, Fungi, Ascomycota, Dothideomycetes, Mycosphaerellales, Mycosphaerellaceae. Gene Ontology annotation, biological process: tRNA methylation.
AUGAGCCUACUGCUCCGCCGGCCGAAGCCUGUAAAGGUAUGCUGCGCUCCUCUCCGCCGUCAAUGGAUCUCCAAGGACUGCCGCGCCUUUGUCGCCGGCGAUCUCGUGCUUCUCAGGCAAGCUCAGGAUCGCUCUGCGCCUCCAGUCCUAUCCCGUCCGUUGAAGCCAGGCAAACGCAUUGAAAGCCACAAGGGUGUGAUCCAACACGACGACAUCAUUGGAAAACGAGUCCGUGAUAUUGUUCAAGCCAAGACGACAAGAUCUGAACGACCGUCAGUCGACUAUCGAAUUCACGAUGUGACUCUUGAUGAAUAUGUCCGUCUGACUAAAAGACUCGUCACGCCCAUCUAUCCGGCCGAUGCGAAUCUUAUUGUGCAGCUGCUGGAUUUACAUCCAGACACCAGGUCUUCGGUUGAGAGCGGCGAGGAGACCGCGCCGCUUGAGAUUCUAGAAGCUGGGACUGGUCAUGGGUCAUUGACGCUGCAUUUGAGCCGCGCAAUACACGCUGCCAACGCUGGCGUUUCGCAAUCAGGGGGCAUAGCUGAAGGCGAUGCUCGACGUGCAAUUCUUCACACAAUCGAUGUGAAUGGGAAGUUCUCAGCGCAUGCAAAGGAUGUGGUGGAUGGGUUUAAGCAUGGCCUCUACUCAAACAACGUUGACUUUCACAUUGGGGAUGUCAGCGACUGGCUCAAGACUAAGUAUGCCACCCGUGGUCCAGAUCCAUUCUUAUCGCACGCGUUUCUCGACCUGCCCUCUGCAGACACACACCUCCAAACCGUGGCGGACGCUCUCAAAACAGACGGGACUUUGAUUGUGUUCAACCCUUCCAUUACUCAAAUCAACGAUUGCGCGAUCAAAAUCAAAGGAGAAAAGAUCCAGCUCGACCUAGAAAGGAUAGUAGAGCUGGGCGUCAAUGGGGGGUCGGGCGGACGGGAGWGGGAUGUGCGGUUCGUACGACCGCGAGCUUUACAAAAGACUGAAGCCGAAACGGUGGCCACUGCAAGUGAGGUAUCAAUAGAGCCUGACGAGAGUGAAGGCAACACUCCGCCGGUCUCUGACUCGGAGGUCGCAAAAGACAAACCAUGGUCCAUGGUCUGCCGCCCCAAGGUCGGGGAAAGGAUAACAGGCGGCGGAUUCCUCGGUGUAUUCAAGAAAACGCGCGACACAAAAGCCGGCGAAGUUGCCGCUGUCGAUUAA